AUGGACACAAGCUUCACCUGGAUGCUCUGUGUCCUCUGCAUGGCUGUCAUGGUCCAAGCGUUUAGCCAGGAAGGGUUCAAGGAGGUGUUGCUGAAGCAGCUGGGGCUCUCUGAGGUCCCUAAAUUCCAUAAGAGAGACUUGAUGGAUUUGGUUAUCCCAGACCAUGUAAAGAACAAAUACUUCUCCAUGCUGAAGCACCAGAGGGUGAAGCGCCGAGCUUUGCCGAGCCUGGCUGGCAUCCUCAGGGGGAUCCCUGGCAAUGCAGAAGUCCUCUACUCUGACACCACCACACGCCAGAACCUGAUCUUUGAUAUGGAGGGCAGAAUACCUAAAAACAGUGAAGUGACAAUGGCUGAACUGAAACUUUUCAAAAAACCUGUGGACAGAGCCAACCUGCCUGCCAAGCAGUCUCACAGGCCUGUUUCCAGUGCCAGAGUCAGCGUGUACUGGGUCCACCAGCAGCAGGAUGGUACCAACAGGACCUCCCUGAUAGACUCCAGGCUGGUUCGUAUACAUGAGUCAGGCUGGAAGAACUUUGAUGUGACACAGGCUGUGCGUUACUGGCUGCAAAACAAGAGGCGGGAGCCAAUGUUCCUGGAAGUCUGGAUUGAAGGAGAAAGGGUAGGCAGCCAUGCAUCAGAAAUGGCUAAAGCUGUGCAUUUCAUCUCUCAGGACCCGAAGGAUAAAGCCCUAGCCAAGCCUGAACUCGUACUUUACACCCUAAACUUGGAAGACUAUGGGGGUCCUGGGGACUGCACAGAAGACAUGGUGACAGGGAAGUCCUCCUGCUGCCGACAGAAACACUACAUCAACUUCCGUGAGCUUGCCUGGAUGCAGUACUGGAUCAUUGAGCCAGCAGGCUACCAGGCUUACCAGUGCUCAGGGGGCUGCCUGCAUCCCCCCAGCCCCCUGCAGCCCUUUAGCUAUGGGGAGCACACCUGCAGUGUGGCAGAGAGCUCCCCACUCCCCAUCAUGUACCUGGUCAAGAGGGGUAACUACACUGAGAUAGAGGCAGCUGAGUUUCCCAACAUGAUCGUUGAGAAGUGCAGCUGCAUCACGGAUGGCAUGGCACUCAUGUGAAGUGCAAGCAGCCAGACAGGGAUAUCACCCAGUCCUCCCAGCCCCCAA
Molecule: messenger RNA, 1128 nt
Organism: Calypte anna (Anna's hummingbird)
Lineage: Eukaryota; Metazoa; Chordata; Aves; Apodiformes; Trochilidae
Gene: LEFTY1
Product: left-right determination factor 1
Exons: 4
Coding region: 1-1080 (359 amino acids)
Biological process (GO): SMAD protein signal transduction; BMP signaling pathway
Cellular component (GO): extracellular region
Molecular function (GO): cytokine activity; growth factor activity; transforming growth factor beta receptor binding
Source: RefSeq, a predicted model, not a curated record